AUGAUUGCGUGUAUUCAUUUCAUUUCAAUCCAAGUCCAUCAACUUGUUGAAAUGACGGAUACAGGAAACCUCACACUUCUCUCCAGCUUCAUCCUCUUGGGUUUCUCUGAUGCCCCAGAGCUACAAACCACCAUCUUCACUAUCUUCUUAUCCCUGUAUGUUUUAAUGGUGCUGGGGAACCUGAUGAUGAUCCUGCUGAUCAACACUGACCCCCACCUCCAAACCCCCAUGUACUUCUUCCUGACCCACUUAUCUUUCAUGGAUUUUUGCCUUUCCUCUGCUCUCAUCCCCAAAGCUCUGGAGACCUUCCUGAUGGGGAGAAGCCACAUCUCCUUUUGGGGUUGCUUUGCCCAGAUGUUUAUUUUCAUGGCUCUGGCUGUCUGUGAGUGCUUCCUGCUUGGGGUAAUGGCUUACGACCGAUACACGGCUGUGUGCAAGCCCCUGCUCUACACCACUACCAUGACCAGGGCACGUUGCUAUGGCAUGAUGGUGCUGGUGUACACCAUGGGGUUCCUCACCUCCCUGGUGCACAUCACGCUGGCGGGGAGGUUGUCCUUCUGUCAGAACAGGAGCAUCAACCACUUCUUCUGUGAGCUGCCCACCCUCCUGCAGCUCUCCUGCUCAGACACAAGCACAAAUGAGGUCUUGCUUUUUUACAACACCGUGUUUACUGCCAUGGUCUCUCUCCUGAUGAUCCUGGUGUCCUACACCUACAUCCUCCACACCGUCCUGCAGAUCCCUUUGGCCACGAGGAGGAUGAAGGUCUUCUCUACCUGCGCCUCCCACUUGGCUGCCAUCACCAUCCUCUACGCACCCGGGGUCUUCACCUAUGUCCAGCCUCAUGAGGCAUCCUCAUGGGAUCAGGCCAAGCUGGUGUCGGUGUGUUACUCCAUCCUCACCCCAACCCUCAACCCCCUCAUCUACAGCCUGAGGAACAAGGAGGUGAAGGGGGCUCUCAGGAGGCUGUGGGAGCGAAAGCUGCUGCCACGUCUCUGCAGGGUUUGA
This is a messenger RNA of Neopsephotus bourkii (Bourke's parrot), 1005 nucleotides long. RefSeq names its product olfactory receptor 8I2-like. Gene Ontology annotation, molecular function: olfactory receptor activity; odorant binding; G protein-coupled receptor activity. Gene Ontology annotation, biological process: sensory perception of smell; G protein-coupled receptor signaling pathway. NCBI's taxonomy places the organism in Eukaryota, Metazoa, Chordata, Aves, Psittaciformes, Psittacidae. Gene Ontology annotation, cellular component: membrane. The record is from RefSeq and is a predicted model, not a curated record. The coding region runs from base 1 to 1005 and encodes 334 amino acids. The transcript has 2 exons.